CGGUUACUUUGGUCGGUUCGGAUCGGCCAAACAGACCAAAUGCUUAGCCCUACUUGAAACAUCCCCAGCUUGCUUGCAUCCUUUACAUUUGUUAAUUAAUUUCCCCAUUUCUUAAGUCAUCUUCGGUGGCGAAUUUUCCAUCGAUUGUAAGAAACCGCAAUUCCCUAAAGAAGAAAAAGUUUGUAGGCUUCUGUGAGUGUGAGCGAAAUGAUGGAGAUUGAUAGGGCAGAUGGCCGUACGCCGAACCAGCUGAGACCUCUCGCUUGCUCCCGUAACAUCCUUCACCGUGCCCAUGGCUCUGCUAGUUGGUCUCAGGGAGAUACAAAGGUUCUAGCUGCUGUUUAUGGACCUAAAGCUGGAACAAAGAAGAAUGAGAACCCUGAGAAGGCCUGCAUUGAAGUCAUUUGGAAGCCUAAAACAGGACAGAUUGGAAAACUGGAAAAAGAAUAUGAGAUGAUACUGAAGAGAACUUUGCAGAGCAUAUGCAUUUUGACUAUCAACCCGAAUACAACCACAUCAGUUAUAGUUCAGGUUGUUCAUGAUGAUGGUGCUCUUCUGACAUGUGCCAUAAAUGCAGCAUGUGCUGCCCUUGUGGAUGCUGGAAUUCCUAUAAAGCAUCUUGCUGUUGCAAUAUGUUGUUGUUUGGCAGAAGAUGGAUAUGUUAUACUGGAUCCCACCAAAUUGGAAGAACAGCAGAAAAUGAAGGGAUUUGCAUUUUUAGUCUUCCCAAACUCAAUUCACUCUGUUCUACCAGAAGGUUCAUUGCUUGUGGAAGGUGAACCUGUGGAACAUGGGAUCAUCACCUCUGUCACCCAUGGUUUGAUGUCAGUGGAAGAAUAUCUCAAGUGUCUAGAGCGAGGGCAUGCUGCCAGUGCAAAGUUGUCUGAUUUUCUUAGGAGGAGCUUAAAAUUACAACUUCCAAGUGACUCAUCAAAAGCUAAAUGAAUUGAAAUAUAUGAUUAGAAGUAUACUGCAUACAGUCUCGUCUAUUUACCCAUACGAGCUCUUGACCAGCACUGGCUGUGGGUAUUGGCGGCUGUACUUUUUUGGACUUUGACCCAGAGAGAUUUGUAAUGGUUGUAUCAAAACUGCAUUAUAUGCAGUAUAUGGAAGUCUUAACCCUCAUUUUGAUCGUCUUUCAGAUCCAAUGGUAUUGAAAUGUUUGUUAUAUAGUAAAAAACUGUAUUUUACAAUGUUCA
Molecule: messenger RNA, 1199 nt
Organism: Hevea brasiliensis (rubber tree)
Lineage: Eukaryota; Viridiplantae; Streptophyta; Magnoliopsida; Malpighiales; Euphorbiaceae
Product: exosome complex exonuclease RRP46 homolog
Exons: 8
Coding region: 208-945 (245 amino acids)
Biological process (GO): rRNA catabolic process; poly(A)-dependent snoRNA 3'-end processing; nuclear mRNA surveillance
Cellular component (GO): nuclear exosome (RNase complex); cytoplasmic exosome (RNase complex); nucleolus
Source: RefSeq, a predicted model, not a curated record